Molecule: messenger RNA, 512 nt
Organism: Ochotona curzoniae (black-lipped pika)
Lineage: Eukaryota; Metazoa; Chordata; Mammalia; Lagomorpha; Ochotonidae
Product: protein S100-A12
Exons: 3
Coding region: 118-396 (92 amino acids)
Biological process (GO): antimicrobial humoral immune response mediated by antimicrobial peptide; positive regulation of canonical NF-kappaB signal transduction; endothelial cell migration
Cellular component (GO): cytoplasm; extracellular exosome
Molecular function (GO): RAGE receptor binding; calcium ion binding
Source: RefSeq, a predicted model, not a curated record
UCAAAGGUGACACGUGGAUGGCUUUAUAAAGAGCUGCCUGGCUUCUCACCAGAGCCGGCUUCUUGUGACAGUUCCAUACUUCUGCACUUACUGACAGGUUAACGUGCAGCUGGGAAGAUGACCAAGCUGGAAGACCACCUGGAGGGAAUCAUCAACAUCUUCCACCAGUACUCCGUUCGGACAGGGCAUUACGACACCCUCACCAAGUGUGAGCUGAAGAAGCUGAUAACAACCGAACUAGCAAACACCAUCAAGAACACCAAAGAUAGACCUGCUGUGGACCAGAUAUUCCGAGAUCUGGAUGAAGAUCGCGAUGGACAGGUGGACUUCAAUGAAUUCCUGUCCCUGUUGGCUUCUGUGUUGCUGACCACUCAUGACAAUAUCCACAAAGAGUAACCAGCUCCCUCAGGGCCCUUUCCCGAAGGGAACCCCAGGAGGGCCUUUUCUCCUUCUCCUCACCAAAGCCUGUCCUUGCUUGAGAGAUGGGUGAAUAAAAGCACUUAAGAAAAGUA